AUCCAGCUUCGCACUGCUCUUGCUCUCUCCUUUCACAGCAACCGAAAUCCAUUCGCCCUCGGCUCGUUGAUCGUCUGCCCUGGAAAAUCUCGUGUCGCUGGCAUGCAUAUUUGGUCCGGCAUUCUAGCUGUUACGGCUGUCCUUCUAUAUUCCAUUCCCACUAUUUACGCCCAUGGUGAGAAUAUUGUGAGCCGCGAUAGUGAAAUUAUAUGUGGACAUAAAAAGUUUUCAUACUUGGAAGUAACGGCGUCCACUACUGUUAAUUACCAUAGCGGUCAAAGCUUUCCAUUCAAGGGAAGAGCGAGAUGUGGUACAGUUGGAGCUGCGAUGUGGAGGACACCUCUCCAUCGAUACGGCAAAAAAAAAAGUACAGGAUGCUUCGUUAUUUUCGACUCAAGUUUUAAAAUAGUGGAUAUAAUUUUCGACUUGAAAAAAACUCGAUACAAGCCGUGUUAUAUCCACAGGCAGAAUGUGUGUCCAGAUAACCGGGGUAACAUCGAAGACGGGGCACCCGUAGCAACUCACCCUGACGAUUAUGCUAAAAAAUCAUUGUAUCACAAUGAUUUUAGUAAUGGUAUGGUGGGCAAUGCGUAUGUGAUGGGAGUAUCUUGGCUUAAGCCUUGUGGAGUCGGGCCAGCUUUUCUUAACGAACAUGACCAAACCAUUACAUUUUUUCAACACGGUUAA
Molecule: messenger RNA, 687 nt
Organism: Blumeria graminis f. sp. triticale
Lineage: Eukaryota; Fungi; Ascomycota; Leotiomycetes; Helotiales; Erysiphaceae
Source: the annotation of a GenBank genome assembly